AUGUCAGUAGUGGCGCAGAAAGGAGAUGUGCUCAUCGCGGUCGUCGGUGUGACGGGCGCUGGUAAAUCUACCUUCAUCAACAAGGCCACCGGGCAGACCACGAGUUCAGGCAUGCGGGAGGGGAACACCUUACGUUCUUGUACACAGAAGGUCCAAGUUGCCCGUUGCCAGAUCGGGGGCAAGUGGGUUUGUCUGAUUGAUACGCCUGGAUUCGACGACACCAACGUGAUGGACUCUGAUACCUUGAAGAGCAUUGCGGAUUUCCUACACCUUUCCUACCGUGACAACAAACUACUCCACGGAGUCAUACUUCUUCAUCCAAUCGAUGGGACUCGUGUAACAGGCAGCGAGAGAAGACGCACACGACUUUUUGAGAAAAUCUGUGGAGCGAACGCAUACGCAAGGAUUGUCAUAGCUACAACUAUGUGGGAAAAGAUGGCUAACCAAGCAGAGGGAGCUCGUCACACGCAAGAGAGGAUUGCUGACAAGGAGUUCUGGGGCGCCAUGGUGUCCCAGGGUGCGAAGGUAGAGAAGCAUCUCAAUAAUGCUCAGUCUGCUCGGAAAAUCGUCUCGAUGGUGGUCAAUAACCCCUCUGUAGUUCUACAGAUGCAGAGGGAGCUCAACCAGCAUCAGGGCAGCGUCUACAACACCAGUGCGGGAAAGCAGCUAGAUGCAGAUCUCGACCAGACAGGUGACCAAGUACGAAGAGAGAUCGACAAGCUCAGGGGAGAGCGUAAUGCAGCGGCAGAGAUACAAGAGCUUCGAGCUGAGCUUGCUAAAGUUGAAGAGGAUCGUCAACGUCUUAGAAGCGCAAAGACGUCAUGGCAGCUCUUGACUCCUGCAUGGCUCGCUACACUCAUCACCGGCGCCGGCGUAGCCAUCGCAUCUCCUGCAGCAUGCAUCGUCCAGUAG
Ascochyta rabiei is the source of this 912-nucleotide messenger RNA. RefSeq lists its product as uncharacterized. NCBI's taxonomy places the organism in Eukaryota, Fungi, Ascomycota, Dothideomycetes, Pleosporales, Didymellaceae. The transcript is spliced from 3 exons. The record is from RefSeq and is a predicted model, not a curated record. The coding region runs from base 1 to 912 and encodes 303 amino acids. Gene Ontology annotation, molecular function: GTP binding.